Myotis davidii is the source of this 2161-nucleotide messenger RNA. It is a transcript of the gene FUZ, whose product is annotated as fuzzy planar cell polarity protein. Bases 758 to 1885 code for a protein of 375 amino acids. Gene Ontology annotation, biological process: non-motile cilium assembly; vesicle-mediated transport. The transcript has 10 exons. Lineage: Eukaryota; Metazoa; Chordata; Mammalia; Chiroptera; Vespertilionidae. The record is from RefSeq and is a predicted model, not a curated record.
AAAAUCAAUGGAAAAAAUACCCUCGGGUGAGGGUUAACAACAAAAUGUGAGGCCGGGUCCCAGCGAGCUGGGAAGGAGGUAGCAGAGAAGGAAGUUACCUGACCAUGGAUCAGAACCGGGGAGGCCAGGCGGAACUGCAAGAGGGUAAGACGUGUGAAGCGACUGCGUUGGACAGACAGUAAGAAAACACACAUUACAACAGAAACAAGAUAUACCUUAGAUUUGGCAUCUUACCCAGGAGCUGCCUGAAAUUCCUGGGCUUAUGGUUUCUCUCACCUUUUCCGGGGCCCCAAAGUGAGCUCCUUACUCCGGACGGAACCGAGAUCUUAAGCCGGGCGCCCCCAACCUACUUGGUCCAGGGGGUCUUCUCGGUGCCCACUCCCUCCUUGACCCGGGCCCAAAUUUUGUUUUUGGUAUCACAGCCCUCUCCUCCCCCGCCUCCCCCGGCCCGCCGCACUUAGCAGCCGAGAAUCAAACCACUUUGGGGACCGGACAGACUCCGAAGCUGUACUUGUACAAUCCGCCAUCUUUGUUCGGGGCACCGUGACUUCCGGUCGGGGAGGAAGAGACCCUAACCUGGUUUCCGGGAGAUGCUGGAAUACAGUUAGUUAGAGAAGAGGUUUGCGUUGGAUUCUUCCAAUCAGCAUCCCAUCUCGCCCUCUGGCGGUUUCGGGUGGCAGCCAGAUUUAGUGGGACGCCAGUCAUUCUCCAAGACGGGCACUGACCGUUUUCACCAAGGGACUGGGGUGGGUUCCAAAUGGGGGAGGAGGGGACGGAGGGCACGGUACAUCUGCUGUGCCUCGCGGCCUCCAGCGGAGUCCCCCUGUUCUGCAGAAGCAGCCGCGGCGGUGCUCCCGCCCGCCAGCAGCUCCCGUUCUCUGUCAUCGGCUCCCUCAAUGGAGUCCACAUGUUUGGGCAGAAUCUCGAGGUGCAGCUGAGCUCUGCGAGGACCGAGGACACCACCGUGGUGUGGAAAAGCUUCCAUGACAGCAUCACCCUCAUUGUUCUGUCAUCUGAGGAGGGCGCCUCGGAGCUGAGACUAGAGAGGCUGCUCCAGAUGGUGUUUGGGGCCAUGGUUCUUCUUGUGGGACUUGAAGAACUGACCAACAUCAGCAAUGUAGAAAGACUGAAGAAGGAGUUGAGGGCCUGUUACCGCCUCAUUGACAGCUUCCUGGGGGACUCGGAGCUCAUUGGAGACCUGACCCAGUGUGUGGACUGUGUGGUUCCUCCAGAGGGAUCCCUCUUUCAGGAAGCCCUCUCUGGGUUCGCAGAGGCUGCGGGCACAGCCUUCGCCAGCCUCCUCGUGUCGGGCCGGGUGGUGACAGCGACAGAAAGCUGGUGGCGGCUGGGGACGCCGGAGGCCGUGCUACUCCCCUGGCUGGUGGGAUCCCUGCCGCCGCAGGCCGCACGGGACUACCCGGUGUACCUGCCGCACGGGAGUCCCACGCUCGGGGCCUGCCUGCCGCUGGGACCCCGAGCUCUGCCCGCUGGCUUCCCCCUGCACACCGACAUCCUCGGGCUGCUGCUCCUCCAUUUGGAACUGAAGCGCUGCCUCUUCACCGUGGAGCCUUCAGGGGAUAAAGAUCCUUCCCCUGAGCAGCGUCGGUGCCUCCUCCGUUCCUUCUACACCCUCGUCACCACCAUGCACUUUCCACCAGAGCCCGGACAGCAGGAGGAGAAGGUGGAGGACACAGCCCAGCGGGCUCAGGUGCCCAGAGCCUGCUACCUGGUCUCGGGGACCGAGGAGCCAGGCACAGGAUGGCGUCUGGUGGCCCUACAGUUGGGGCCCCGGCGGCUGCUGCUGCUGCUGUCGGCUCAGAGCCCCUGCCAUGGGCUGCGGAGCCUGGCCGCCCGCACCCUGCAGGCCCUCACCCCACUCUUCUGACCGCUGGGCGUGAGCGGCAGACAGGAACCGGGCUGUUAGCGUCUCUGUUUAUUGGGUCACAAUAAUACACAGCCCCUGGACGGGGACGGGGCAGGAGGGGCCACAACAGGGUGGGGGGGAGGGGAGGAGGCGCCUGCUUCCCUGGCCCCUCUCCCCUCUGUGCUUGGGGGGGGAAUGGAGGGAGGGGGCUCCCCCAACCCCCCAGAAUGUAAACAGCAGCAGAUGAACAAAAAUAAAAAUACAAAAGGCCGGAGGAAAGUCCCAGGCACCCCCCUA